Molecule: messenger RNA, 291 nt
Organism: Adineta ricciae
Lineage: Eukaryota; Metazoa; Rotifera; Eurotatoria; Adinetida; Adinetidae
Source: the annotation of a GenBank genome assembly
AUGAGUUUAGAAUGGAUUGAAUACGUAGGUUUAACAUUCAAUUUUCUGGAAGUAGCGUGGAAACUGGUACGAGGUGUUAUCAAAUUUGUACAUAAAAUAAUCAAGACAAUAUGGAAUAAAACUGAACAAGACGUUCGUAAUAAAUAUGACGAAGUCAAAGACGAAGGAGAAAAUUUUAAAAUAGCUUUUAUAUUACGAAUUAAUGGGCAAAAUAUUGCUAAACGAAGAAAAGAAGUCGAAGCUUCGCUCAUAUCCGUUGAACUUGAUAAACUUGAUUCGUUAAUUCCUUAA